AUGUCUUAAUAUUCAUAUUCCUAAUCCCUGAAGAUUAUGUUGAUACCAUACGUAAUCAUUGGAAUAUUAUGGUAAUAUUCUAUCCCUUAUUAAAAGGUAUCCAUUGACUGUGAUGAUUGAGUAACAUUACGAUUCAAUUUUGAUUUCAUAAUUUCUUGUGAUUCAAAUAACAACAGCCUUCUUAUUUUUGAUAGGCCUCUAUUAUAAGUAUUUGAUUUGAUUGAGAGUAGCAAUACAUCAAUUUAUGAUAUUUAUUGGAAAGUGGCUCCAAUGUUUUUUGUAACAUAUUGGUCGAAGGGUUCUGGAAACAUAAUUCUGCCUUUCCUUGUAUUCUUCUACUGCAUCAAACAAAAUUACACAUAUUUUAGAUUCUGGCCAGGUAUUUAUUUAGAUCAUAGAAAUAAUUAAGGUUUAUAAUAUGAAGAUUAUAGAAAUGUGGAAGUCAAAAAAUAAUUUCCAAAUCCUUUUGUUUUCUGGCCAAUUAUUUAUUUUGGCUUUGAAAUUGUACCCUCGAUAAUGAUCUUUUUCGGUCAUUUGCCACUCUAUUAUGUGUUCACCUCAUAAAACCCAUGUUAUUUUUUUUAUAAUUUUUCAAUCAUCUUUACAAUUUCAGCAAUUUCAAUUGAAUUAAUAGGUAAAUGAGAAUAUAUUAUUGUUAGCUGACUACCAGCUCUUUCCUUAUAGGUCUAAAUAGCUUAAGGGUGAUUGUGAUGUUGGACUAUGGAGAUAUUCCAGACAUCCAAAUUAUUUUGGAGAAUGUAUGUAUUGGUGGGGACAAUACUUAUGUCAAUUGUCAUUUGGGUUUGAAAAUGCUUGGACCAUAGUGGGAGCUGGAGCAAUUUAAGCAUUAUUUUCAUUUUAUUCGAUACCAGAUAUGGAAAGUCAUUUGUUAAAGAAGAGAAAGAGCUAUUAAAAUUAUCAAAGGAAGGUUGUUAGUUCAUUUGUGCCUUGGUUUAGAAAGGAGAAUUGA
Paramecium octaurelia is the source of this 970-nucleotide messenger RNA. The record is from the annotation of a GenBank genome assembly. NCBI's taxonomy places the organism in Eukaryota, Ciliophora, Oligohymenophorea, Peniculida, Parameciidae.